AUGGGGGACCUAGCCAAGUUAAUAAACUUUCUCCUCGGGACAAAUGCGUUGCCCCAGAGCCUCUGGUUCGGCCGAAAGCACCCAGACAUGCAGCUCUUUCUCAACGAAUUUGUAACAGAAGUGAACAGCAUGGUAGGGGUCAAGUGGAACCACAAUGGAGACACUCAUAUUUCAAGGCCGCAUGUAUUGUGCAUCUCAGUUGAUGCGCCUGCAAGGGCAGCAGUGCAAAAUAUGGUGUCAUUCAAUGGAUACUUUGGCUGCACAUGGUGCUUGAAUCCAGGAGAGCACCGUGAAGGAAGUCUGCGCUACACGGUGGUGUCUCCGAUUAUGAUGAGAACUUCAGAUCAGGUCAAGAGUGAGAUGCGCCUGGCGAGCCAGUUUAAGGACACCAUCAAUGGCUUGAAGGGACCGUCGGCCUUGAUGAACUUGAAAGGUCUGGACCUUGUGAACGGCUACAGCGUCGAGUAUAUGCACUGUGUUCUGCUAGGCGUUGCGAAGCAGAUAACAGAAACGAUUCUGGCAACUUCAAACUCUCAUCAGCGCUUCUAUUCUGGUUCACCAUCAGCACUUUCCCAAAUAGAUGCACGGCUUUUGUCCAUCAAGCCACCCCAUUGCAUCACAAGGCUGCCACGGUCCAUUCAGGAAAGGAGCUACUGGAAGGCAUCGGAAUGGAGACACUGGCUCCUUUUCUAUUCCCUGCCUUGCCUUAGUGGCAUUCUCAUUGAAGAAUACUGGAGGCACCUUUCCAAACUUUCCGGAGGUGUAUAUAUCCUGCUUAAGGAUGAACUCACUGCUCAAGAAAUUGACAAAGCCGAGUUUCUUCUGAAGAAGUUCGUGUCACGUUGCGAAGCCUUAUACGGUGCGUCAUUUAUGACGUACAAUGUCCAUGCUCUCCUCCACCUUGCAAGCUGUGCUCGUUCCCUUGGGCCUCUUUGGGCACAUGCUGCCUUCGUGUUUGAAGGAGGAAAUGGCACCAUUCUUGGCCGCGGUGCGGGCCGCGACCUCAACCUGCUCGCUGCGCUCUGGAAAGGGCUCUCGCGAGAGCCCCUCCAGUCCUCUUGCUGUGACGUGCACUUGCAGUGCUGCUUUUUGGAGAGACAGUUUGUAAAGAGUCUUGAGAUGAUCGCGGUGACCGACCAGACUAUGCAGCUCGUUGUGCUGAAACAUUUCUAG
Molecule: messenger RNA, 1173 nt
Organism: Rhipicephalus sanguineus (brown dog tick)
Lineage: Eukaryota; Metazoa; Arthropoda; Arachnida; Ixodida; Ixodidae
Exons: 7
Coding region: 1-1173 (390 amino acids)
Source: RefSeq, a predicted model, not a curated record